AUACGGAGACAAGUGAAAAAAUCCAGAAAAGUGGAGUUCUUCAGGUGUUCGCAAGUCUGUUGACGCCACAAUCUUCCUGCACAGCAAAAGUAGCUAACAUCAUAGCAGAAGUAGCCAGAAAUGAAUUUAUGCGGAACCCCUGUGUGGAUGCUGGGUUAAUCCCUCCUUUGGUGCAGCUCUUAAACUGCAAAGACCAGGAAGUAUUGCUUCAAACAGGACGUGCCCUGGGCAAUAUAUGCUACGAUAGCCAUGAGGGCAGGAACGCAGUUGACCAUGCAGGUGGUGCACAUAUUGUAGUAGACCAUAUAAGGGCACUGUGCAGUAAAACAGAUCCAGCCAGUGAGAAGCUCUUGACUGUCUUUUGUGGCAUGCUGAUGAACUAUAGCAAUGAGAAUGAUACCCUGCAGUCACAGCUUAUCAAUAUGGGUGUUAUUCCUACAUUAGUGAAAUUGUUGGGUAUUCAUUGCCAAAAUGCAGCUCUGACAGAGAUGUGCCUUGUUGCAUUUGGCAAUUUAGCAGAACUUGAGUCAAGUAAAGAGCAGUUUGCCUACACAAACGUUGCUGAAGAGCUUGUGAAACUGUUCAAGAAGCAAAUAGAACAUGAUAAAAAAGAGAUGAUUUUUGAAGUUUUGGCUCCGCUGGCAGAAAAUGAUGUCAUUAAACUGCAGCUGGUUGAAGCGGGCUUGGUGGAGUGCUUACUGGAGAUCGUCCAGAAGACUGUGGACAGUGACAAAGAGGAGGAUGUUGCAGAGCUUAAAACAGCUUCUGAUCUUAUGGUUUUAUUAUUGCUUGGAGAUGAAUCCAUGCAAAAGUUAUUUGAAGGAGGAAAAGGCAGUGUGUUCCAAAGAGUACUUUCAUGGAUUCCUUCCAACAGUCAUCAGCUACAGCUUGCAGGAGCACUGGCUAUUGCAAAUUUUGCCAGAAAUGACGGAAACUGCAUCCAUAUGGUGGAUAACGGCAUAGUUCAAAAGCUGAUGGAUCUGCUAGACAGACAUGUGGAGGAUGGAAAUGUGACUGUGCAGCACGCUGCACUGAGCGCUCUCAGAAACCUGGCUAUUCCCGUUGUAAAUAAGGCUAAGAUGCUAUCAGCUGGUGUUGCAGAAGCUGUAUUGAAAUUUCUCAGAUCAGAGAUGCCCCCUGUUCAAUUCAAGCUGCUGGGAACAUUAAGAAUGUUAAUAGAUGCACAAGCAGAAGCAGCUGAACAGCUGGGCAAAAAUGUAAAACUGGUGGAACGAUUGGUGGAGUGGUGUGAAGCCAAGGAUCACGCAGGUGUGAUGGGAGAGUCCAACAGACUACUUUCCGCACUUAUACGACACAGCAAAUCAAAAGAUGUAAUUAGGACCAUUGUACAGAGCGGUGGGAUCAAGCAUUUAGUAACUAUGGCAACCAGUGAACACGUAAUAAUGCAAAACGAAGCUCUUGUUGCGCUGGCACUAAUAGCAGCUCUAGAGUUAGUCACUGCUGAAAAGGAUCUCGAAAACGCUCAGCUUGUUCAGAUUCUACACAGACUGCUCUCAGACGACAGGAGUGCUCCAGAAAUCAAAUACAACUCCAUGGUGCUGAUCUGUGCCCUUAUAGGAUCUGAACCUCUUCAAAAGGAAGUGCAGAGCAUGGCAUUUCUAGAAGUCGUAUCAAAACUCCGCAGCCAUGAGAACAAAACUGUUGCCCAGCAGGCCUCGCUAACAGAGCAGAGACUCGCUGUAGAAAGCUGAGGAAGGUCUCGUUUCCAGCGCAUCCCGUCACAGAAUCACCUUUGUCCUCCGUCCUGCUGCCGCUCCCACUCUGUUUUCCACUGUAUCACUUGUGCAUGCGUGUAAUGUUCCCACACAAAUCGAUGAACUGCUGUAGGUACCCAUCCAAAAAGGUUUCUACAAAUUCAUAGGUGGUGUUAACAUGAACCUGCCUCCACCCGUAACUGUUCUACUUGUAUUCUUGUUGCUUGGGCCACGUAGUAGAAUGUGCAUGUUGUAGUCCUAUGAUGAUGUAGAAGUGGUACUACACAAUGUUCCUCACGCCCCUUAACUGCGUAACGAUGUACUACUAAACUAGGGACAAUACAAGAGGCAGCAAGUCCAGGCUCGUGUGCUGGCUGUAGGAUUAAGAAGUAAAUCUAGCUCCAUUUUUGGUGCUUUGGAGAUUCAGGUUUGAAUGCAAUGUGCUGCUGCUCAUUCACUGGUCUUGCCUAUUAAUGUCAAACUCGUGGUACCUAGAGGUAACAAAUAAAAAUUUCAGUGCUCUCACUUUA
Pterocles gutturalis (yellow-throated sandgrouse) is the source of this 2245-nucleotide messenger RNA. RefSeq names its product RAP1, GTP-GDP dissociation stimulator 1 (gene RAP1GDS1). Gene Ontology annotation, cellular component: cytosol. Gene Ontology annotation, molecular function: guanyl-nucleotide exchange factor activity; protein binding. The annotation marks the transcript as partial. The transcript is spliced from 13 exons. The record is from RefSeq and is a predicted model, not a curated record. Gene Ontology annotation, biological process: positive regulation of GTPase activity. NCBI's taxonomy places the organism in Eukaryota, Metazoa, Chordata, Aves, Pterocliformes, Pteroclidae.